AUGAAGCUUUUUGUGAUCUCUCUUUUGUUGGGCAUCGGCUGGUGUUUAGAUAUUCCCACAGCCGAUGCCAGUACUAAAUACGACUGUCAAUACUGUCAGCCUGAACAGAUCCACAUAGCAUUCGGAAAAAAAGCGAAUGACAUAGUGGUGACAUGGUCAACGUUCAACGAUACACAGGAUUCACGUGUGCAAUAUGGCGAGGGAUACAUGGACAAGGAGGCGACUGGUUCUAGUAAACUGUUUGUGGACGGGGGCAGACGCAAGCGCAGACAGUACAUACACACCGUCACUUUGAAGAAUCUCAAGUUUGGUACUAGUUACGUGUACCACGUGGGCUCUGUGUAUGGAUGGUCGGAAGAAUUCGUAUUCCACACGGCACCGGAGGGUGAAGACUGGCCUGUGCGAGCCGCCAUUUAUGGCGACAUGGGCAGCGGUAAUGCUCAGUCUCUGUCGUACCUACAAGACGAGGCCCAACGUAACAAGUUUGAUGUGAUCCUACAUGUGGGAGACUUUGCCUACGACAUGGAUUCUAAAAAUGCUCUGGUUGGCGAUGAGUUCAUGCGACAGAUCCAGCCGCUUGCCGCCGUCGUACCAUACAUGACGUGCCCCGGGAACCAUGAGGAGAAAUACAAUUUCAGUAACUAUGCGGCGCGCUUCGCGAUGCCCGGCCCAGACUCAAGUCUUUUCUAUAGUUUCGACCUGGGCCCUGUGCACUUCGUGUCCAUCUCCACCGAAGUUUACUACUACCUAAAUUACGGCAUCAAGUUGAUCAGUACCCAAUAUGACUGGCUGAAGGAAGAUCUAGAGAAAGCCAACCUUCCAGACAACAGAUCAAAGAGACCAUGGAUAGUGUUGUUCGGACACAGACCCAUGUACUGCAAUGACCGUCUCGAUGUAGACUGCAACAUGGAACUGACGCGGAUUGGACUGCACGGACUCUGGCCUUUGGAACCCCUACUGAAGGACUACGGUGUGGACCUGGUGAUUUGGGCACACGAUCAUUUGUACGAGAGGUCAUUCCCCUUGUACGACAACAAAGUGUACAACGGUUCCACUAAAUAUCCCUACGUCAAUCCUGGAGCUCCAGUGCACAUUAUAACGGGAUCGGCUGGCUGUAAAGAGGGGCAUUCCCAUUUCAAACAACACCCUGCUCCAUGGUCCGCCUUCAGAAGCAGUGCGUACGGGUACACGAGGUUCGAAGCACACAAUAAGACUCACGUCUACAUGGAACAGGUCAAUGUGGAACAAAACGGCCAAGUCAUAGAUUCUCUGUGGCUGGUCAAAAAUCUUCACGAGCCUUACGAUAUCUAA
This is a messenger RNA of Spodoptera littoralis (African cotton leafworm), 1311 nucleotides long. Lineage: Eukaryota; Metazoa; Arthropoda; Insecta; Lepidoptera; Noctuidae. The record is from the annotation of a GenBank genome assembly.